GCCAAGGUUGCAGAACGAGACAUGGCAAAGGCUCUACAAGCAGCACUGAGUCUGUGGUGUGACCUGACUCCUCUUACCCCCACCCCACCCCACCCCAUUCCAUUGCACCAGAGCUGAUCUCUCUGCUGACUAGAUGGAGGAUGUGGUCAAGGGCAAAAUGUGCUUCCCCUUUUGCUGCAGCAACUGUCUGUGACACCCCAAUGCGCACUUCUUACAUGCCAGUUGAGUCUGCAGGGACAUUGCUUAAGUGCUGGCCGUGGGAGUAGUGCAGGGUGGGGGCGGAAAGGCUCAAAACUAGGUUGCCAACUUUGUCCCUUUGUGGUGGAUGUAGUUUGGAGUUUUGGCAGCAGCAGGACAGGAAGCUGCCAUCUGCCCUCGCUAUUAGCCCCAGGCACCUGCCUCGGGUCCAGGGCUGUGAUGAUGUGAGGAAUGAAGCAGCUAGACGUUCCUUCAGUAUGAUCAGGUUUUUACUACUCAAGCUGGAGCUCCCCGUUCCUCAAUAGGAUGUUGGCAGCUCACCUCUGGUCCCGCUCGCCCUCCCUGGGAAGUUCUUUGCUCUUUUUUUCUUCUGAUCACGUGGAUUGCAAUCACCCCUCCCAUGGGCUUCACCAUGUUUCACCAUGGCUGAAUAAAGUGCAAGGGCUAAGCACUGACUUCCGAAAAGUCUGAAUUUGCACGCUAAGAAGCAUAAGAGGUGGUGCAAGCCAGCUUUCCUCCAAGCUUUAUUUUUUAACUUCUGAAGUUCCCCACAUGGCAGGGCAUCGCACUAUUUCAGUCCAGUAGGGACUUUGCAGCUGCUACAGCAACAAGAAUACUCCACUUUCAGCUCUACGACAAAAGAAGACUUGGACACUGGAUGACUGUUCCAAUGGGGCAGGAAGGGUCCCCUGUCAGAAACGUCAGCGAAAGCUUGGAAAACAUCCAGGCAGCGAUAUGGUUCCUCCCGAUUAUUCAGUCUAUCCUGGCCAUUGCUGGGAAUGGCCUUGCCAUCUACCGCUUUGUGGUGCGGGAAAGACCCUGGCAUACUGGCAUCAUCUACGCCUUCAAUCUGGCCAUCAGUGACCUGCUUUAUGCUUUUUCCUUGCUGCCCUUGGCGUUCUAUCAUCACCCACCCAAGGACUGGAAGUUUGGCUUGGUUUUCUGUUUGCUGGACCGGUAUCUCUUCUUUUGCAACCUUUAUGGCAGCACCUUCUUCGUGGCCUGCAUCAGCCUGAAUCGCUAUGUCGCCAUUGUCUACCCCUUCUUUGCCCACGCCCACAUCAAACCCCGACAUGCCAAGCUUUUUAGUGGGGUGGUGUGGUUGCUGGUGGUGGGCAUCUCAGCCCCUGUUUUCCACUUUUCCAGCCUGCGUGAAAAGCAGAAGGGUACAAUGGAAUGUCUAGGAAGUGCCCGAGAUGAAGUCCUAUUCCAGUACUUCCCUUACAGCUUGUUUCUCGCAGCUUUUGGGUGUGGGUUGCCGUUCUUCCUGACCAGCUUCUCCUGUGUGGCCAUCACCUGCACAGUCGUCCGCAAUCCUAACAUCAGACCGGAGGAGAAAAGGAAAGUGAAAACACUGGUUUCCAUGGUGGUGGUCCUCUAUGCAAUUUUCUACCUGCCCUUCCAUGUCUUACGUAACAUGAACCUCAACCGCCGCAUGCGGAAUCACGAUGAUAAGACUAUCUAUGACUUGUACCAGAUGGCCAAGAUCCUGGUCAACUUUCACAUUUGUGUCCAUCCAAUGUUCUAUGCUGCCCUGGCUAACAGCAUGCAAGAAUACUGUGGCAGAUGUUUUCAACAGCAGAGAAGUAUGCAAGAAGAGAACGUGGAAGUGAAAAUGCGCCUUUCUUCGGACUGCAAGGUCCAGGGCUGAAGUUGUCUUUUGCUCUGGCAGACCUGGCUGUUCACUGACAAUCCAUCUGCUACUAUGUGGUGAGGCUUUGUAAUGAUGGGAGUUGGGACAGGAUAUGAGACCUGUGUCUUAAGAUGGAUGAAAGUUGCUUUCAUUUGACUCACACUUAGCUUCUAGCCACUGACAGUUCCUAAGCCCAUCUUGGCAACAUCACCAAGCUACUCUUUAUUCUUUUUGGCACCAGGUGAAAACCUUUCCCUGUAUUUCAACUGCUUUUUUUUGUACUUUAGUUUUUAUAUUAUAAUCACGUGCUGCUGCUAUACCUCUGUGCAGAUUUGGUUGCAAUCGCUGUGGUUUUAUUGUCCUAUUG
This is a messenger RNA of Varanus komodoensis (Komodo dragon), 2198 nucleotides long. RefSeq names its product P2Y purinoceptor 11-like. Gene Ontology annotation, biological process: G protein-coupled receptor signaling pathway; cellular response to ATP; calcium-mediated signaling. Gene Ontology annotation, cellular component: plasma membrane. Gene Ontology annotation, molecular function: G protein-coupled ATP receptor activity; neurotransmitter receptor activity. The coding region runs from base 857 to 1849 and encodes 330 amino acids. Lineage: Eukaryota; Metazoa; Chordata; Lepidosauria; Squamata; Varanidae. The transcript has 3 exons. The record is from RefSeq and is a predicted model, not a curated record.